Molecule: messenger RNA, 3113 nt
Organism: Branchiostoma belcheri (Belcher's lancelet)
Lineage: Eukaryota; Metazoa; Chordata; Leptocardii; Amphioxiformes; Branchiostomatidae
Product: calcium uptake protein 3, mitochondrial-like
Exons: 14
Coding region: 43-1470 (475 amino acids)
Biological process (GO): mitochondrial calcium ion homeostasis; calcium import into the mitochondrion
Cellular component (GO): uniplex complex
Molecular function (GO): calcium ion binding
Source: RefSeq, a predicted model, not a curated record
GGGUAAUGUGCCACCGGGACAUGCGCCGAAGGGACAUCCAAGAUGGCGGCUUCUCGACGAAUUUUUACCCAGCUUAGGAAUUCGACGGGACUUUUGACCAAAAAUGUCGCCACCAGCGGCACGAGAAGAGGAACGGCGGUGCUGUACGCCGUGGGGGCUGUCGGCGCGAUCACCGGCCUGGUCUAUGCCCGAAGGAGGCGUGGGGAAACGGCCAUACAAGUCGGUCUACCAGUCGUGAUGGCGAAAGAGGAAGAAGAGAAAAGAAAGUUCUGGCAGCGGGCCCCGCCGCAGCAGAAGAUGUCGGACCGCGAGCGCCGCUUCCGAGAGUUCUCCUCGGUGGAGUACAAAGGUCAAAUGUACAUGACCCCCAGGGACUUCUUGGAGUCCGUGACUGAGGAAAGGCCAAGACCACGCAUUGGUCGCCGUCCCUUAAUGGAUGAUGAUGUAGCUUUUAUGCUGAAGAAGACCCCUGCCCGAAACAAGGGUUCUACAAAGUUCUUCCGCUCCAUGCAUGAGGAAGGAAUAAUCUCUUUCACAGAAUACCUGUUCCUGCUCUGUAUUCUCACAAAGCCUCAUGCAGGGUUCAACAUUGCUUUCAAUAUGUUUGACACUGAUGGGAACCAGCGGGUGGACAAAAAUGAGUUCAUGGUGCUCCAGGAGAUUUUCCGCAAGAAGAACGACAAGCGUAAGGCGAAGGAAGAGGCGGAGGGCGUGAGUGCCGUACAGAAAUAUACCUCCGCAUCUCCUACAAUCUCAAAGAGAUCAGUUGGCAUCAGUGCUGAUCCAAGACUGUUAGCAGAUGGAAACGUGCAGGACACCACACUACUGGUGCACCUGUUUGGUGCCAAGGGCAAAGAUGACCUCAACUUCCAAGAAUUUUACAAGUUCAUGGAUAAUCUGCAGACUGAGAUUCUAGAGCUGGAGUUCCUGGAGUUUGCCCGCGGCAUGCCGACCAUCUCGGAGAUCGAGUUUGCUCAGAUCCUGCUGCGUUACACACACCUUCCCGACGCUGCUCACGACGCAAUCAUCGAGCGACUCAAGGACAGGAUCCCGGAGGAGAAGGGGAUCACCUUUGACCAGUUCAAGCCCUUUUUCCAGUUCCUGAACAACUUGGAUGACUUUGCUAUCGCCAUGCAGAUGUACACGUUUGCUAACCAGCCUGUGGAGCAAGCUGAGUUCAAGAGAGCGGUGAAGGUGUCUACAGGGAUAGACCUGGCUCCUCACGUCAUCAACACGGUGUUCCAGAUCUUUGACGAGGACGGGGACGGCAAGCUGAGCCACAAGGAGUUCAUCAGCGUCAUGAAGGACCGCAUCCACCGGGGUUUCAGGCCUGGAGAAGACUAUGAGUAUGCUGAUGACUGGUUCAGUUUUGCCUCCUGUAUUAAGAAGAAAGUGAAGAAGAACCCACUGAUGAAAUGGUGGCAGUACGACCAGCAGUCACGCAGACACAGUGGAGGAUACUUCUCUUAAUAAAUCUUCUCACCCGACAAGCCUAUCAUGCUUAUCUUAUGCAACUAUGAAUUCUGUUCGUAUCAUCAGCUAUUGUAUACUAUGUAAAAAUUUCCUCACUUCAGGUUAGUUUUUGAAGACAGCAGUAAAGUCAACUUAAAUGACUGAACUUGUGGAAUGUGUGAAAAAUCUCUUUACUGGAGGAACACUACAUAAUGACAUUAAAGUUCGUAAAAUCUAAUAAUUGUGUCUUAAAUAUGAAUAUAUUGCCAAUUGUUAUAUGGUAGUGAAGCUGGUGUUUUAAUCUGGAAGAUGGCUGUUGUAAACUUUCACAUAUGGAAAAGAGCAAGAUGGAAACUUUUCAGAAAUGAUAAGGUUUUGUAUGUUAGGUGGAGGGACAUCCAACAAAAGGAUAUAUGAAAUAGUUAAGGAUGCCAGAAUGAGUGAGGAAGGAAGGUUAAUCAAUCUUGAAGAAGAAACUUUCCUCCAAAAUGCACUUUGCUUACUGGAAGGUCUGUGAACGGGAUAGGAAGAGGAAGUACAUGUACAUGUGUGUUGGUGAAGGUCUGUGGUUAUGGCUUGUGUAGUAUAUGCUCACAACUGGUGAUUGUACAGUAUCAAAACUCUAUUGCAUUGGAUUGGGUUGGGUUGUCCUCAUAACAUGUCUUUCAUUACAGAAAUGGCUGUCAGCAUGAUACUAACAACUUAGUAAUGUUUUAUUCACUCUACUAAUACAAUGAUGUUUUUCUUCCCAGAUGAUUAUGUGAUGGACAUGUACAUAUACAUGUACUAAUAACAAUGACUAUGUAUAACAGGGUCUCUCCUUGGUGCUGAAACAUGCUUUGUGAAUCAAUUAUAGUACUGAAAUGCCAUCCCUUUGGUGCACUUGUCUUAUCCUUCUCCCAGGCAGACUUUUACCAUAGCCAAUACAUAAUUUGAGUUCCUUACUCUUUAUCACACUAAAGUAGCCAUUUAGCUGCCAAUUUUCUAUUCCUGGUUUGACUGUAGUAACUGAAAGUUUCAGCUCCCAGUAACGUCUGUGUGUAUUUGGUGUUGCAGAGUCACCUGAUCAAGCAUGAGGGUUGGGACGGCUACAAGUCGUGUGUUGUGCAUGAGAUGAGACAGUCUGCUCUCCACCAGUAGUCACCAGACAGCUGCACGGAACAGCUGCAGCUUAGUAGCCACCUGUCACCUGCACGGAACAGCUGCAGCUGUAGUCUUCACUAUUUUCACCUUUGAGACAGGAUUCAUACACACUCUCAACAAAAAAAAGUGAUGUCGAAACUGUUUAGCUCACUGAAAAUCUAAUCUUCCCAUGGAGAAAACAGGCACUUUGUACACUCAGUAUUUUACAGGUUAACUGAAAUUCCCUAAGCUCUUUAACACAAGGACCUUUCCAGUAGUGUGCAUGUUGAGUGGGAUUUGAACUCCCAACCUCUUGGUCCCAAGGCAAGGCAGGGCUUCUAGCCACUGGACUAUGCACACUACUGCCUCUGAGCAAAUUGAGGAUGCUGUUAUUUUAUCUUUUAAAAUGAUUUCAAGACCACUCUUUCGGUAUGGAGCUUAGAUAUUCCUGCCAAUGUCACAAGUUAGACCCACAAGGUCUUUGCCAAAUGGUUCAUCACUUCAUGCGUUUUGACGCUAAAGUCCAGAGAGUCAUCUUG